Arachis duranensis is the source of this 960-nucleotide messenger RNA. RefSeq lists its product as uncharacterized. Gene Ontology annotation, biological process: spliceosomal complex assembly. The record is from RefSeq and is a predicted model, not a curated record. Gene Ontology annotation, cellular component: catalytic step 2 spliceosome; U2 snRNP; U12-type spliceosomal complex. NCBI's taxonomy places the organism in Eukaryota, Viridiplantae, Streptophyta, Magnoliopsida, Fabales, Fabaceae. The transcript has 2 exons. Gene Ontology annotation, molecular function: mRNA binding. The coding region runs from base 172 to 555 and encodes 127 amino acids.
UGCUGGAUCUAGUAAGUAGUAACACAAGACAUCAGCAAACCCUUCACCGGAGCAGUCCUAAAGAAGAUCGCCGUCAAGCAUUGAGGGAGGAGCCUCCCAUCGCCGCCACCUUUUUCCAGCUUGUGCCCAUUAACUUCCUUCCAGGGAUUACGCUAAUAUCAAUUAAGAAGCAUGAGAAACGCAACGAAAAUGGCGUCUUUGGAUCCAGAGAUUGCAAAGACGCAGGAAGAGCGCAAGAAGAAGGAGCAGCAACUCGCAUCCCUCAUUUCUCUCACCUUCGACACUGACCUCUAUGGCGGUUCCGACAAGGGCUCCUACCUCACCUCAAUCCCUGCCAACGAAGAUGGAGAGAAUAUCGAUGCCAUGGAUAACGAGGUUGCUCGCAAGGUUGCCUCCUAUACUGCCCCCAAAUCUCUGCUCAAGGAGAUGCCCGGUGGUGAUGACAGCGACGCCGGAUUGGGGUUCGGGAAGCUGCAGAAGAUUACCGACAGGGAGGGUGAGUACAGCCAAAGGAGGCUCAAGCAGCUCAUCGGAGCGCCACGAUCCCUUCUCUGAAGAGGGAGCAGGCGCUGAAGAGGGAGAAGGAGGAGACCUUGAAGGCCAUUGCGAAGAAGAAGAAGAAGGAAGAGGAGGAGGCUGCUAAGUGAGAGAGUGCUACUCAUUAGCAAGUGCUUGUUUGCGUCCAUUGAUUAAGAUAUCACUUGUCUGUUUUGCUUUUGAAUCCAACUAUUUACUUAUAGCUUAAAAUUAUUUCGUUGUUAUCAGUUUUUCCCAAUAUUUGCUUUUGAAUCCAACUAUUUGCUUUUGAAUCCAACUAUUAGUAUGACAGGUUUUGUUAACAAUUCACAUGCUCAAAGAUGAGGUCAUGCAUUAUUUGAUUUGGUGUUUUUAUUCUUUGUAUUCUUACUUUUGCUUUUUUGAAGACAAAUAAAGAAGCAUAUCGUUGGUGCACCAAGCUAA